Molecule: messenger RNA, 948 nt
Organism: Pneumocystis murina B123
Lineage: Eukaryota; Fungi; Ascomycota; Pneumocystomycetes; Pneumocystales; Pneumocystaceae
Exons: 1
Coding region: 1-948 (315 amino acids)
Source: RefSeq, a predicted model, not a curated record
AUGGAUCCGAGUUUAACAGUUCAAGAUUGUGGUCAUAAACGUACUCAUCGACGAUCUGGUGCUGUUUCUUUAGAUUUGGGUUUUAAAGGGAUAUUUAGCAAUUCUAAAGACUUAGGAAAAGCAUCAUCUUCUACCUUGGAUGAGGCGAUACAUGAUCCGGGAUCUUGUACUGUAAAACAGAAGAAGCAAGAUAAUACGGAAGAACUGUUAGUUUUGCCAAACGCUAGGACUUCAAAGAAACGGAUUGGGUUUCAUGGAUGGUUUUGGGCUGAAUCAAUUUUAUCAUUAGCAUAUUUAUAUUUUGGAGGAUCUCAUAAAAAAAAGGUUUCUGAAAGUUCUGGGCCCGUUGUAUUGAAUGUGGAAGAGCAUGCACCACCAUCAUCUAUUUGUAAAGUGACUUUGCAGCCUUUGAUUGAUUUGGACGCUGCUCUUUUAACGAAGCCUAAUUCAUCGCUAUUUACUGCUUCAGAAAAAUUCCAACGUCCACGUAGUGCUACAGUGUCUUCACCAUAUUUUUCUGAAUCCGGCAGUACUUAUCAUAGUUCUUAUAGAAAUGGCUAUACUCUUAAGCGAAAAAUGAGUGUAAUUAUUGAAGAUGCUGAUAUGAUUUCAACAUCAUUGCUUCCUUCGUCUGAACGUGUUUCUAAUACUCUACAAAAUGUACAGACAGCUACAGAGCAGUCUAUGCAGGUUGUUCCAACUGAUGGGAAAGAAGCAAAUGUUUUUGAAAAAGAAGAUAUUGGGCUGAAUAGUUCUAAAAAUGUUUUAAAUGAUGAUAAGUCUAUAGUUGAUAUAUAUGAUUUUUUUCCUGUAUCUCAUGUUGGAGAUACUAUAAAUCAUGAUAAUACUCUAAUAAAAAUGAAUGAACAAGGUAUUUCAAAAAGUAUAAAGGGAAAAUGGAAAUGGCGUCGUAUAUUGGGCAAAUUUUUGAAGCAAAGAAAUAGAUGA